GUGGUGAGGAAAUGGUAUUUUUUUCUUGUUGUUCCUGGCUUGUUUUGUUCCUGAAGAUCUCGGAGCUCUCCUAGGAGGUUAUACAGUGUUAGUCCGUUUUCUUCCUGACCUUGCGCUGUAGUCUUCCCUUUUCUUACUGGCGAGGCCACGGUGCUCACUUGAUUUAUUUGCUAAGCUGGGAGCCUCCAGUGGAAGCCGAGCAUGGGUUGGGGGUCGGUGGGGGGCGGUGUGUGCUGUGAGAGGCCGGGAGAGGCCAGUCACUGGGGACAGGUUACAUUCCCUUCACCGCGUGACGGGAUAUCCCUAGAGGACGCCACGUGAGAAGAAAAGCCUGUCCACGACCCCUCGAGGCCCUAGUCCUGAAGCCUCCUCUCCAGGGAGACCCACAGGCUCUCCAAGUGUUCUUUCCUUGACGGCCCGAGGGCGCCGCUUUCCAGGGAAAAUCCUGAGAACGGAAAUGCCCAGUAGGAUAAUGGCCUAAAGCAGAUCACCAGGUGUGAGCUCCCUUAUACCCCAGAUCAGCUCCGCACAGAUCUCAGACACUGUUUUGUGGUGUGGAGUUGAGUGAAGCGAAGGGAGCCGCUGCGGAAGAGACGGUCGGUCCAGGCGGAGAGACAGACCGGGCCGGGGCCGAGGAGCGGUGUGUGAGCUGCCUGUGCUCUCUCGUUUCAGAACGCGCGCAGCACUGCUCUGGGACGCCCUUGCCGGACGCAGUAGCCGCUUCGCCAGCCUCGGCUUUCAGCUAUGGAGUCGCUCCCAGAAAUCAGCUGGUGUCGGGAGCACAUAUGUUUGGAGCUGUUGCUAAGGUGACGCGCCUCAGUCGCACCCACACAGUCUUUCUGGAAGUUGAUGACCUAGGGACCUGCACACACAGCCCUGAGAUGGAUUCACUGUGGAGAGAAACAGGACAGCCUUGUUUUCGGGUCUUGCCUCUAAUCUCUUAUCGAAUCGGUGCAGCUGACCUUCAGUUCCAUUUCUGGCUGUAAACAUUCAAGGGCAUUCUUAGGUGUGUAAAGACGUGUGCGGAGGCGUGUUCACGGCGGGGUGAGCGGAGCGGGAGGUGUCUCUGGGAGGAGGCGGCCGCUCGGCUGGGAGUGGAGCCGACGGUCGAUGGCGAGACGACGGCCGCAUAGAUGAAGACCAGGUGAGGGAGGAGAGCCAUGCCCAAGGGGGGGUGUUCGCGGACGCCGCAGCCCGAAGACCGCUCCCUCGGCAGCGACAUGGUGGAGAAGCAGACGGGGAGGAAGGAUAAAGAUAAAGUUUCUCUGACCAAGACCCCAAAGCUGGACCGCAGUGAUGGAGGGAAAGAGGUGAGGGAGCGAGCGACCAAACGGAAGCUGCCCUUCACCGUGGGCGCCAAUGGAGAGCAGAAGGACUCGGACACAGAGAAGCAGGGUCCUGAGCGGAAGAGGGUCAAGAAGGAGCCCGUCACCCGGAAGGCCGGACUGCUGUUUGGCAUGGGGCUGUCCGGGAUCCGAGCCGGCUACCCCCUCUCCGAGCGCCAGCAGGUGGCUCUCCUCAUGCAGAUGACUGCCGAGGAGUCCGCCAACAGCCCAGUAGACACAACACCAAAGCACCCCUCCCAGUCGACAGUGUGUCCGAAGGGGACGCCUAACUCUGCCUCAAAAACCAAAGACAAAGUGAACAAGCGGAACGAGCGCGGGGAGACCCGGCUGCAUCGCGCGGCCAUCCGCGGGGACGCCCGGCGCAUCAAGGAGCUCAUCGGCGAGGGUGCGGACGUCAACGUCAAGGACUUCGCAGGCUGGACGGCGCUGCACGAGGCGUGUAACCGCGGCUACUACGACGUCGCCAAACAGCUGCUGGCCGCGGGGGCGGAGGUGAACACCAAGGGCCUGGAUGACGACACGCCCCUGCACGACGCGGCCAACAACGGGCACUACAAGGUGGUGAAGCUGUUGUUACGGUAUGGAGGGAACCCUCAGCAAAGCAACCGAAAAGGCGAGACGCCACUAAAGGUGGCCAACUCCCCGACCAUGGUGAAUCUCCUGUUGGGCAAGGGGACCUACACAUCCAGCGAGGAGAGCUCGACCGCAGAGAGCUCGGAGGAGGAAGACGCCCCGUCGUUCGCGCCCUCCAGCUCGGUGGACGGCAAUAACACGGACUCGGAGUUUGAGAAGGGCCUGAAGCACAAGGCGAAGAACCCGGAGCCCCAGAAGACUGUGACCCCCGUCAAGGACGAGUACGAGUUUGACGAGGAUGACGAGCAGGACAGAGUCCCUCCCGUGGAUGACAAACAUUUACUGAAAAAGGAUUACAGAAAAGAAACUAAGUCAAAUAGUUUUAUUUCUAUACCCAAAAUGGAAGUGAAAAGUUACACUAAAAAUAACACAAUUGCACCAAAGAAGGCGGCUCAUCGCAUCUUGUCAGACACAUCGGACGAGGAGGACGUCGGUGUCACUGUGGGGACAGGAGAGAAGCUGAGACUCUCGGCACACACGCUACUGCCCGGGAACAAGACACGGGAACCCUCCAAUUCCAAGCAGCAGAAGGAAAAAAAUAAAGUGAAAAAGAAGCGAAAGAAAGAGACAAAAGGCAAAGAAGUGCGAUUUGGGAAGAGGAGCGACAAGUUCUGUUCGUCAGAGUCAGACAGCGAGUCCUCGGAGAGCGGUGAGGACGACGAGGACUCGGCGGGGAGCUCCGGCUGCCUCAAGGAGUCCCCGCUGGUGCUGAAGGACCCGGCCCUGUUCAGCUCUCUGUCCGCCUCCUCCACCUCGUCCCACGGGAGCUCCGCCGCCCAGAAGCAUAACCCCAGCCACGCGGACCCCCACACCAAGCACUGGCGGACGGACAAUUGGAAAACUGUGUCCUCGCCGGCCUGGUCCGAGGUCAGCUCUUUAUCAGACUCCACAAGGACGAGACUGACAAGCGAGUCUGACUGCUCCUCGGAGGGCUCCAGCGUGGAGUCGCUCAAGCCCGUGCGGAAGAAGCAGGAGCACAGGAAGAGGGGCGGCCUGCAGGGCGCCCUGUCUGAGAAGAAGAACUUCCACGCCAGCGCGGACGGCGCCAUCCCCAAGCUGGACAAGGAGGGGAAGGUCGUCAAGAAACACAAAACGAAACACAAACACAAAAACAAGGAGAAAGGGCUGUGCUCGGUCAGUCAGGAGCUCAAGCUGAAAAGCUUCACCUACGAGUAUGAGGACUCCAAGCAGCGGUCCGAGAAGGCCAUCCUCCUGGACAACGACGUUUCCGGCGACAGCAAGUUGAAAGCCUUGAAGCACGACAGGGACCACUUCAAGAAGGAGGAGAGAGUUGGCAAAAUGAAGUCUGAGGAGAAGGACUGGCUCUUUAAAGAGGAGGUGGUCAAGGUUUCCAAGGACGAGAAGUCCCUGAAGAGAAUCAAAGACGUGAGCAGGUCUUUCCGAGAAGAAAAGGACCGUCCGAGCAAGGCCGAGAAGGAGAGGUCCGUGAAGGAGGAAAAGCUGAGGCUGUACAAGGAGGAAAGGAAGAAAAAGCCCAAGGACAGGCCCUCGAAAUUGGAGAAGAAGAAUGACUUUAAGGACGACAGACUUUCGAAGGAGAAAGAGAAGACGUUCAAAGACGAGAAAGAAAAACUCAAAAAAGAAAAGGUUUAUAAGGAAGACGCGUCCGCGUACGACGACUACUGUAACAAAAGUCAGUUCCUGGAGAACGAAGACACCAAGUUCAGCCUUUCUGACGACCAGCAGGACCGGUGGUUCUCCGAGCUGUCCGACUCGUCCUUCGAUUUCAAAGGGGACGACAGCUGGGAUUCUCCCGUGACGGACUACAGGGACGUGAAGAGUGACCCCGUGGCCAGACUGAUCCUGGAGACCGUGAAAGAGGACAGCAAGGACAGGAAGCGGGACAAGGGCCGCGAGAAGCGAGACUACGGGGACAAGCGCGGCGACAGGGACGCCUUCUUCCGGAAGAAGGACAGGGACUGCCUGGACCGGAGCUGCGAGAGGAGGAGGGAGCCCACAGAGAAGCACAAAGGCCUCCCCGGCGGCCUCCCCGACAAGAAGAGGAGGGAGUCGGCCGAGGGCGGGCGGGACAGGAAGGACCUCCUCGAGGGCACCAAGGAGCGGAAGGACAGCAGGGCCAAGCCCGAGGAGGCGCACCGGGAGGAGCUGAAGGAGCCGGGCGGGGAGGCCGGCUUCAGGGACAGGCCCGACGGCGACUUCGGGAAGAGCCUGGAGCCCUGGGAGCGGCCCCAGCCCGCCAGGGAGAAGGAGAAGAGGGACCGAGUGAAACUGGAGAAACACAGGGACAAGGGCGGUGACAAAGAUAAAAGCGAAAAAUCCGUCCUUGAGAAAUGUCCGAAGGACAAGGAAUUUGAUAAAUGUUUUAAAGAGAAGAAAGAGGCCAAGGAGAGGCACAGAGACGCGCACGGCAGAGACAAGGAGCGGAAGGCGUCCCUGGACCCCGCGAAAGAGAAGAGGGAGAAGGCGCUCCCCGGGCUUCCGUCCGAGGACGUCCCCGAGAGGAAGGGCAAGGAGAAGAGCUGGUACAUCGCGGACAUCUUCACCGACGAGAGCGGGGACGAGAGGGACACGGGCGCGGCCGGCGGGCUCCGGCUCGGGGAGGCCGGGGACGCGGCGCGGGCGGACGGCGCCCCAGACGCCGACCGGCCCCGGAAGCGCUCCGCCGAGCGGCAGCACUCGGAGAAGCAGAAGGAGCGGGAGCUCCGCGAGAAGAGGAGGGAGAGGGGCGCCCCGGACGGCGGCAGGGACAAGAAGGAGAAAGUCCUCGAGAAGCACAAAGACAAGAAGGACAAGGACAGGAAAGACCGGACGUGCGUCGAGGGCGCGCAGGAAAAGAGAAACAAGCAGAAGCCCCCGGAGAAGGUGGAGAGGAAGCUGCCUGCUGAGGACAAGGCCAAGAGCCGGCACCGGGAGAGGCCGGACCGGGAGCACUGCCGCGACAGGAAAGCGUCGCGGAGCGCGGAGGCCGAGAAGAGCCUGCUGGAGAAGCUGGAGGAGGAGGCCCUGCACGCCUACAGGGAGGACUCCAACGACAAGGCCAGCGAGGUGUCCUCGGACAGCUUCACGGACCGCGGGCAGGAGCCGGGCCUCAGCGCCCUCCUGGAGGUGUCCUUCUCGGAGCCCCCAGAGGAGAAGAUCAGGGAGAAAGAGAGGCUCAGACACUCCUCGUCCUCGUCCAAGAAGAGCCACGACCGAGAGAGAGUCCGGAGAGACAAGUCCGAGAAGAGAGACAGGAGUGAUGACCACAAGGACCCCGGCGGCAGGAAGGACCCCAGCCAGUACGACAGGGACUUCUCAGACGCGGACGCUUACGGGAUUCCUUACAGCUCGAAAGCCGAUGCGGAGGACGGCUCGGAGAAAGCCAUCGAGCCCUUCUCCACUGAGAAGAAGGAGAAGAGCGAUCCUGAGAGAGAAACCUCCAGAAAAGUAGAGAAAGAGCUGAAGCCCUACGGGGCCAGCGCCGCCAGCGCCCUCAAGGAGCGGCGGAGGAGGGACAAGCACCGGGAGAAGUGGAGGGACGACCGCGACAAGCACCGGGACAGGCACGGGGACGGGCUCCCGCGGCACCACAAGGACGAGCAGAAGCCUGUGGCCAGAGACAAGGACAACCCCCCAAACCCGCUCAGAGACAAGUGCCGGGAGGAGAGCCUCAAACUCGGCGACACCAAACUGAAGGAGAAGCUCCGGGAAACCGCCGAGAAGGAGAAGAGUGACCCGGCGAAGGUCAGCAACGGAAGCGAGAAGCUGCCAGUGUCCAGAGACCCGGGCAGGAGAGACGCCCGGCCCAGAGAGAAGCUUCUGGGGGACGGUGACCUGAUGAUGACCAGCUUCGAGCGCAUGCUGUCCCAGAAAGACCUGGAGGUCGAGGAGCGCCACAAGCGGCACAAGGAGCGGAUGAAGCAGAUGGAGAAGAUGCGGCACCGGUCGGGGGACCCGAAGCUCAAGGAGAGGGUGAAGCCCGCGGAGGACGCGCGCAAGAAGAGUCUGGACGCCCCUCCCAAGAAGCCGCUGGCGCUGGACCCCGCUCUGAGGGACAGGAAGCCCAAGGACUCAGCUCCUGCCCCCCCGGCCGCCGAGAACAAGCCCCACCCGGGACCAGCCGUGGACACGAGGGACUGGUUGGCGGGGCCGCACAUGAAAGAGGUCCUGCCCGCUUCUCCCCGGCCUGACCAGGGCCGGCCCACCGGGGUGCCCACACCCGCAUCUGUGGUGUCGUGCCCCAGCUACGAGGAGGCCAUGCACACGCCCAGGACGCCGUCCUGCAGCGCCGACGACUACUCCGACCUCAUCUUUGACUGCGCAGACCCCCAGCCCGUGUCCAGCACGUCCGCCAGCGCCUGCUCCCCCUCCUUCUUCGACAGGUUCUCCGUGGCCGGGAGUGGGGUUUCGGAGAGCGCGAGCCAGACGCCUACGAGGCCGUUGUGCACAAGCCUUUACCGUUCAGUCUCUGUCGAUAUCAGGAGGACCCCCGAGGAAGAGUUCAGCGCCGGGGACAAGCUGUUCCGACAGCAGAGUGUCCCCACCGCGCCCACGUAUGACUCACCGGGGCAGCACCUGGAGGACAAGGCCCCUGGGCCCCCAGGUCCUGUCGAGAAGUUUGCCUGCGUGUCUCCGGGGUAUUAUUCCCCGGACUACGGCAUCCCCUCCCCCAAAGCGGACGCCCUGCACUGCCCGCCUGCGGCCGUGGUCACCGUCACCCCCUCCCCAGAGGGUGCCUUCUCUGGUUUACAAGCAAAAUCCCCCCCUGCACACCGAGAUGAGCUGUUGGCCCCAUCCAUGGAGGGAGCCCUUCCCCCUGACUUGGGCGUCCCUCUGGAUGCCACUGAGGCCCAGCAGGCCACUGCCGCCAUCAUUCCCCCGGAGCCCAGCUACCUGGAGCCGCUGGACGAGGGGCCCUUCAGCGCGGUCAUCACGGAGGAGCCCGUCGAGUGGGCGCACCCAGCGGCCUCGGAGCAGGGCCUCUCCUGCAGCCUGAUGGGGGGCACCCCUGAGAACCCCGUCAGCUGGCCUGUGGGGCCGGACCUCCUGCUUAAGUCCCCCCAGCCACUCCCUGAGUCCCCGCAGCAUUUCUGCCCUAGUGAGGCCGUCCACCCUGCUGCUGCAGGGCCUUUUGGGGCCACAGAACCCCCUUACCCGGGCUCCCCUGACUCGUACCCUCUGUCGGCCACCGAGCCUGGACUUGAGGGCACCAAGGGUGACGCAGCAGAGGCGGUUCCAGCCGCUGUCUCCGCCCCAGAAGAGCCGGCAGCCUUCGCCCCCGCCUCCAGGCUGGAGCCCUUCUUCACCAACUGCAAACCGCUGCCGGAAGCAUCUCCGGACAUGGCCCCGGAGCCGGCGUGUUUGACCACCGUGACUCAGGUGGAGGCUCUGGGGCCCGUGGAAAGUAACUUCUUGGAAAAUGGGCAUGAUCUGUCGGCCCUCGGCCAGGUGGAGCCAGUGCCCUGGCCUGACGGCUUCCCCAGUGCUGAGGAUGACCUCGAUCUGGGGCCCUUCUCGCUGCCAGAGCUUCCCCCUCUUCAAGCGAAAGACGUUUCUGAUGUCGAAACAGAACCUAUAGAGGAGACGGCCCUCGCUCCUCCGGGAGAGACCCCCCCGGGGCUCCCUGGGGUCCCGAGUGGUGGGGAUGGCCCUGUGGCAGCUGCUGAGGACCAGCCUGUGCUGCCUCCUGACCAGGGGGACCCCCGGCUCCCCACCGAGCCGGAGCCUGAGCCCCCCGAGGAGCCCAAGCCAGAUGUCCCCCCGUUGCCGUUGGAAGCUGCGGUGGAAGGGGGGCCCAUGUUGGAGGCGAGGGUCCCUGAGGACUCCGACUCCGGCCUGGGGCCCGCAGCGGCACCCCCCGAGGAGCAGCAGCCGCCGGGGAGCGGAGAGGGGGAGGCAGAGGGCCAAGAUCCGCCGGCCGCGUCCCACGGCGUGCCUGACGCCCCCGGGGACGGCUUGGCCCAGGCGCUCGCGGCGGACGGGGCCAGCCCUCUCGACGGCGCCAGCCUCGACGGACCCCUGGGCGGCGUCCAGCCUGACGCGACGGAGCCGGAACCCAAACCCGCGGCCGAAGCCCCGAGGGCCCCCAAAGUGGAGGAGAUCCCUCAGCGCAUGACCCGGAACCGGGCCCAGAUGCUGGCCAACCAGAACAAGCAGAGCUCGCCGUCCUCGGAGAAGGAGCCGGCGCCCGCGCCCCGCGCCAAGGGCCGCUGCUGUGAGGAGGAGGACGCGCAGGCCCAGCACCCCCGCAAGCGCCGCUUCCAGCGCUCCAGCCAGCAGCUGCGGCAGCAGCUCCCGUCCACGCGGCAGACGCGGGAGGUGAUCCAGCAGACGCUGGCCGCCAUCGUGGACGCGAUCAAGCUGGACGCCAUCGAGCCCUACCACAGCGACCGGUCCAACCCCUACUUCGAGUACCUGCAGAUCCGGAAGAAGAUUGAGGAGAAGCGCAAGAUCCUGUGCUACAUCAGCCCCCAGGCCCCGCAGUGCUACGCCGAGUACGUCACCUACACGGGCUCCUACCUGCUGGACGGCAAGCCGCUGAGCAAGCUGCACAUCCCCGUGAUUGCGCCCCCUCCGUCCCUGGCGGAGCCCCUGAAGGAGCUGUUCAAGCAGCAGGAGACGGUGCGGGGGAAACUGCGUCUGCAGCACAGCAUCGAGCGGGAAAAGCUCAUUGUCUCCUGCGAGCAGGAGAUCCUGCGGGUCCACUGCCGAGCGGCGAGGACCAUCGCGAACCAGGCAGUGCCGUUCAGCGCCUGCACCAUGCUGCUGGACUCGGAGGUCUACAACAUGCCGCUGGAGAGCCAGGGCGACGAGAACAAGUCUGUGCGCGACCGCUUCAACGCCCGCCAGUUCAUCUCCUGGCUGCAGGACGUGGACGACAAGUAUGACCGCAUGAAGGUGUGCGGGGAGCAGCUCCUGUCACCAGCUGGCGGUCAGACCUCUGUGGGACCCCACCUUGAGCCCUCCUCAAAGGUCACAGCACACACCCAGCUCCGCUGCUCUGGACGUGCCCAGUGCGGCAGGCAGGAUGGGUGGGGAGGUAGAGAGAGAUUAGCACGCAAGAGGCACAGGGAACUGCCCCCACGUUUUCUUGAUGCAGGGGACUUGCACCCAGGAUGGUGGAAAGAAGGGGCCCAGGUUCCCAUUUCUGGGAACCAGGAUGAGAAGCUGAGGGUCAGCACGGGAGCUCGGUGUGUGCGUCACACACCAUGGCUGGGGCUUCGGGCUACUUCCUCCCCCGGCGGGCAGCGAGCGGCUCGCACCCUACAGCCACACUUCGGGGCACAGAACCAAGAGAACCCAUGCUUACGGGUACAACCUCUCUUACAAACAUCAAUGCACCUGAAUCAUUUGUAAUAAGAAAAAGGAAAAAAGAUAAUUGCCAUAUACGUAGCAGGGCUUCUCAAGCUCGUACUUCUGUUUGGUCAGAGGAGUCUGCUGCGUCCUUUUUCCUGAGUGACAGGUGUUCAGCGGCAUGUGUGGCCUCCACCUGCUGUGGCCAGCAGCACCCUCCCAAGCUGUGGCCGCCGCAUCUCUGAGCAUUGCCGGGGGGCCGCACUCUGAGCAUUGUUCCGGGGGCGGGGUGGGGGGCGAACCAGGCCCGCGGGGAGCUGCUUAGAUAGAACAACGAAGAGGAACACAGUCCGUCCCGUCAUGCACGGUUUGUGUGGUAUGGCCGGGUUUACGUAAA
This is a messenger RNA of Mustela erminea (ermine), 9630 nucleotides long. RefSeq names its product ankyrin repeat domain 11 (gene ANKRD11). Gene Ontology annotation, biological process: anatomical structure morphogenesis. Gene Ontology annotation, cellular component: nucleus. Bases 1161 to 9296 code for a protein of 2711 amino acids. The transcript has 16 exons. Lineage: Eukaryota; Metazoa; Chordata; Mammalia; Carnivora; Mustelidae. The record is from RefSeq and is a predicted model, not a curated record. Gene Ontology annotation, molecular function: protein binding.